This is a messenger RNA of Zophobas morio, 862 nucleotides long. RefSeq names its product brachyurin-like. Lineage: Eukaryota; Metazoa; Arthropoda; Insecta; Coleoptera; Tenebrionidae. The transcript has 6 exons. The coding region runs from base 38 to 826 and encodes 262 amino acids. Gene Ontology annotation, biological process: proteolysis. Gene Ontology annotation, molecular function: serine-type endopeptidase activity. The record is from RefSeq and is a predicted model, not a curated record.
GUGAACUUACAAAGUAUAAGAAAUACAGUGCAACAAAAUGAAACAUAUCUUUGUGUUAUAUUUUUGCUUAUCUUUGUUCUUUUGUAAUAUUCAAAAUGCCUUACUUUUAGAACAACGCAUCAUCGGUGGUAAAAUUGCUCGAGCAGGACAAUUUCCAUUUUCAGCAGCGAUUUACAAAACCACACCAGAUGGUAAUUAUUUUUGUGGGGGAGCUCUUUACACCACUCAGUGGAUUAUAACAGCUGGACAAUGUGUCGACGGUGCUACUUUAUUUACAAUUUAUUUAGGAGCAAUCAAUCUGCAAACUCCGGGAUCCGGAAGUGUUAGACUAGCAACAGAGGAGUAUGUCCUUCAUCCAGAAUAUAACCCUCUAACUUUGGAAAAUGACAUUGGUUUAAUCAAACUUCGCAUGCCAGUGGAAAGAACCGCUUACGUUCAACCGAUGACGCUUUUAUCCUUAAACAAUGUGCCGGCAGGUGCAAAUUCUCUUCAGGCAAUGGGGUGGGGACAAACUACUGAUGAAAACUCUGGACUCUCAGAUGACCUAAACUGGGUAACACUUACAACAAUUUCAAACCAAGAAUGCAAAAUAACAUAUGGAAAUCAAAUAACAGAUAAUAUGCUUUGUGUAGUCGGAAAUUUCAACGAAGGCGCAUGUACAGGUGAUACUGGAAGUCCUGUAAUGCGAUGGGUUCGAAGCGUUUGGUCUGAACAUCUUGGCAUUGCCAGUUUUGUCAGUGCUAAUGGUUGCGAGAGUACCGAUCCAUCUGGUUACACGAGAACAUAUCCUUACGUCAGUUGGAUUACAAAUGUAACUAGUAACUAGCAAUAAUGCAUUCAAUAUACGAACAUGUGAAAUUUG